Molecule: messenger RNA, 1287 nt
Organism: Arabis nemorensis
Lineage: Eukaryota; Viridiplantae; Streptophyta; Magnoliopsida; Brassicales; Brassicaceae
Source: the annotation of a GenBank genome assembly
AUGCUUGUGAAGCUUGGAAAAGUCCCAACGGUCAUAAUUUCUUCCUCUGAAACAGCAAGACAAGCUCUAAAAGACCAUGACCUCAAUUGUUGGCCAAGAGAGCUCUCUUACAACUAUGUGGACAUUGCUUUCUCUCCUUUUGAUGAUUACUGGAAAGAAGUAAGGAAGCUCGUAGUUCAAGAACUCUUCAGUACUAAACAAGUUAAUUCGAUUCAACCCAUCAAGGAAGAGGAGGUCAAGAAACUGAUCGAUUCAAUGGCCGAAUCAGCCUCUCAGAAAACUCAGGUUAACUUGAACGAAAAAUUUCUUGCUUUAACCGUUAGCGUGCUAUGCAGGGCAGCAUUUGGUGUGAGUUUUGAGGGCACUGUGCUGAGCAAUGGUAGAUUAAAUAAGCUAGUCCGUGAGGCAUAUGAGAUGUUGGGAAGCUUCUCUGCCUCAGAUUAUAUUCCGUAUGCUGGUUGGAUGGUCGACCGGUUCUCAGGUUUAGAAGGGCGAAGAGAUAAAAGCGUUCAAGAUCUCGAUGCAUUUUAUGAACAAAUGUUCGAUUUACAUAAAGAAGAAAAAGAAAAAGGGAGUGAAGAUUUUGUGGAUGUGCUCUUGAGGUUGGAGAAAGAAGAAACUGUUGUUGGAAAUGACAAGUUCACAAGAAAUCAUAUCAAAGCAAUCUUGAUGAACAUUCUUUUAGCAGGUAUGGACACUUCUUCAAUAACAAUGACAUGGGCAAUGGCAGAACUUGCUAGAAACCCUAGAGUAAUGAAGAAAGUUCAAUCUGAAAUCAGGAACCAAACGGUGAACAAAUUCAUGAUCAGCUUGGAUGACACAAAUCAGCUAAAUUACUUGAAAAUGGUGAUCAAAGAAACAUGGAGGUUACAUCCUCCAGUACCUCUUCUUGUUCCAAGAGAAGUAAUGUCAGAAUUUGAGAUCAAUGGCUACAAGAUAGAACCCAAGACACAGCUUUAUGUAAAUGUAUGGGCGAUCGGGUGUGAUCAGGAUACCUGGAAAGAUCCAGAGAUGUUUCUCCCUGAAAGGUUUAUUGAUAACAACAUCGAUGCAAAAGGAAAACACUUUGAGUUGUUACCGUUUGGGAGUGGCCGAAGAAUAUGUCCUGCAAUUUACAUGGGAACCACAAUGGUGGAGUUUGGUCUUGCGAAUAUGUUGUAUCAUUUUGAUUGGAAGUUACCAGAAGGCAUGGUAGUUGAAGAUAUCGAUAUGGAAGAAUAUCCUGGACUCACCGUGAGCAAGAAAAACGAGCUACUACUAGUUCCUAUGAAGUACUUCGAUCAUUGA